This is a messenger RNA of Papilio machaon (common yellow swallowtail), 2858 nucleotides long. RefSeq lists its product as uncharacterized. The transcript is spliced from 7 exons. Lineage: Eukaryota; Metazoa; Arthropoda; Insecta; Lepidoptera; Papilionidae. The record is from RefSeq and is a predicted model, not a curated record. Gene Ontology annotation, cellular component: cytoplasm. Gene Ontology annotation, biological process: negative regulation of protein kinase activity; negative regulation of TOR signaling; neurotrophin TRK receptor signaling pathway. Bases 112 to 1224 code for a protein of 370 amino acids.
UUGUACAUAAAUAACAACGCGUUUAUCCACUGAACUACUUUGUAAGAUUUACUACGUUCUUGUCUACUUUUAUAUUGUUUUGAAUACUUUUACGGCUAAAUAUUAAUCAACAUGGCUCUCUGUGUCUGCAAAUGCUUAAAUGUUAUGUUAGAAAGUGAGAAAAUCGAAGAUAAUGUCGAUGUUGGGAAACUGGAUUUAUCUGCGGCGGAACAAAGAGAUAUUUUUUUCAGUGAGAAAUUGUUAUCAUCAUCAAUAAAUGAAAUAAAGAUCCAUGUGGCACAACCAGCACUGGUGGGACGUCAGUCUGUGGGUCGCUGGACGAUUGAGUCUUGCCUUGGAUGCGCACAAACAACACAUGCCAUAUCCCAUGACAGAUCUACUGUAUUAGUCUCUAAAUCAACCCAAACAACACUGGAGAAGGUGAAUAAUUUGAAAAAGUCUCCAAACUUCUCGCCAGUAUUUAACAUGUUAGUGCCGGAGGUGACAAAUGAUGUUGAAAUGAAAGAGAAUGUUGAUACAAAUAAUGUUAUAAAACAAAACAAUGUGUUCCCACCUACACUACAAGCUAUUGGUACACUUAGCAAACAACUCAGUCAGACAUUGCAGUCGCAGCUCGAAGCUGUAGAGGAAACCGUUCGACAGUUCAGAGAUCAAAAGUAUGCAGAGUUUGAAGCUUACAGAGAAAGGGCACAGAGGGAUCAUAAAAUUUUAUCUAGUAUUGUAAGCAAAGCUCGGCGUAACGUUGAGAACGACAAUUGGAGAACGGACUCGAGCCUAGACAACGGUCCGCCCUCACCGCUACUGCCUCCACAACAGAGACGAAGACUGUCAUCAAUCAAAGAUGCCAAAAAAAUACAAAAUAUUUCUAAGACGAACACGCAGCUGUCACAUGAAGAGGACUCUCUGGAUGCGGAAGACAUCUUCGACUUGGAUGGAAUGGACUCACAGCACAACAUGAUCUCUGAUCAAGAUGACUAUGAUUCGGAUCAAGGCAGCAAUGACGAGGGCAUCCACAUUACGCGUCCUCGCGGCAUGGCGCCUGCCAACAUCGCGCGCUCGCUGCCCAUCACCGUGCCCAACUUCACCAUGGAGCGUACACCAGUUAACGAAAUUGACGACUAUGAGGAGCCGCAGGACAUUGCUGCGAGCAUUAAGGCUCUGGCGCGCUCGGUGCACGGUGACGUGUUCGAGUUGCCGCGCCCUCGCUUCUCCACGCAGAUCUAACUCGCUCCGCCCCCGCGAUGCGGCGCCCCGCCCUACGCCCCCCGCGACUCCGCCCUUCCUCUGUCAGCCGUUCGUAUUUGUAGCGUGUAAGGACAUUCCUACUCCACAGAGUCGAAUCUUUCAUACAUGUCUCGGUGUUGUGCAUAGAAUUUGUUGUUCAAUGUGUCCGAGUUGUAAUCGUGUGGAACAUUGGUGCUUAAGAUAUGUGAUCGAAGUGGCCCUAAGUCGCCAGCUCGUCGAUGGUGUUUCGCGAGUGACAUCUGCAGACUGGUUGGUUUUAAUGUAUAUUUAAUUACUCACUGACAAAAAAAUGUUUAUAAUAUAUCAUAGAAUUUCAAUAAUUUUGACAGGGUGAUUCGAUGAAUAACACAACUAUCAUUUGAUGUUAGUAAGUCGUACACACACAAUUGUAGUUCGUAAGCGAGAGGCUAUGAAAUGUUGUUAUCGUAUGUAAUUGUAGAAAGGCAACCAAAAAAAAAAUUAUAAUUUUUGUUUAACAUUUGUGAAUCAAUCCGCAAAUGAAAAGUACUGAUUUGCCUUAAAACUAUUUCUGACAUGUAAUUGUGUGAAAGCAUUAUUUCACUGGAUCAACAGUAAGCCAGUUUGCGGAAUGUCAAAGAGCAUUUUUCGGUGCAAGAUUUGUUUGUUAGUCUAAAAAAUGUGUGUUUUUUCGCCAUUAAAUGUAAGAACUUUUUGCGAAUAUUGUACUGCGUAAUAUUUUAUAUGGAGUCUUCAGGUGCUAUUUUUUGCAGUAAGCUGUAGGUAUUUUUGAGUAGUUAUAUUUUUUUGAUAUACACACAUUUGUCAAAACUAAAGUCAUUUUUUUGUAUUUAGUAUUAAAAAUGUCUCGUUUAGGUAUUGCUUAUGAUUUGUUUUUUGUAAGAGAUUGCAUAUAUAAUUGUAAGAAAUGACUUGUAUUGACCGAAUGCUCCGUGACAAAGUAACGUAAGGCGUCAAUUAUUCGUGUAAGGAGAGUUGAUCUGGUAUAAUUUUGCAACGUGCAUGUAUUUGUCCGUGGCAAUAGAAUUUGUUAUAAAUAUAUAUAUACACGUUUAAAUAUAUAACUUUACAUCUAAGUCAUAUCUCUGUUAAUAGGAACCAUAGAGUUUUCUAUUAAUUUUUACGUCGUGUUAUCUUAAUGCUAAGUGAAAAUGUACAAAAAAUAUUAAAACUUGCAUUUCUUGCUAGUCUCCUAGGGUCAGGAAUAAUCAAUGUAUCUGUUCAGUUUGUGGCAACUCGUAGUAUAUGAGUUAAAAUCAUGGAUUCGUAUAGUACAUAGUUUAUUAUUUCCUAUAUGAAUAACAAUCAUAUAAGAAUGCCUUUAUUUUUGUACCCGAUGUUUUGAAUGUUUAUGUAGAUGUGACGAAUGGGUCCGGGAGUGGGCUUCAGUGGAUGAUGAUUCUGUUUGUGUCGUUGUGCUUCACAGACUGACGUGAGGAGAGAAACAGUGUCUUCCAGCAGCACUGCUCUAUAAGAGUUCGAACAGUUCGUAAUGUGAUGCAGAUCAGUUAGUUUUAUUGUACGUGAAACAUGAUAAUAAUAAAACUAUAUUAUUGUUUCUUUGGUGUGACGAUCAUGAGAUGGACUUUGAAUGUAAAGAGGUUUAGUGAUUAUGCAAUAAAAUUUUAAUGUGA